Messenger RNA from Sphaerodactylus townsendi, 1709 nucleotides. RefSeq names its product T-box-containing protein TBX6L-like. The record is from RefSeq and is a predicted model, not a curated record. Gene Ontology annotation, cellular component: nucleus. Gene Ontology annotation, molecular function: RNA polymerase II cis-regulatory region sequence-specific DNA binding; DNA-binding transcription factor activity, RNA polymerase II-specific. The coding region runs from base 125 to 1480 and encodes 451 amino acids. The transcript is spliced from 9 exons. Gene Ontology annotation, biological process: cell fate specification; positive regulation of DNA-templated transcription; regulation of transcription by RNA polymerase II. NCBI's taxonomy places the organism in Eukaryota, Metazoa, Chordata, Lepidosauria, Squamata, Sphaerodactylidae.
UGUCCCAAAGCUCUGGAUGUCUCUGGGAACCCAGCAAGAUUCCUUCUGCCACUGUGCUUGGCGGCGUGGGAUGUUUGUUCCUUCCUUGUACUGAGGGUUGUGGUGGAUCAGUCAUUCUGGGAAAAUGCAAGAUUUAUCUGAAACUAAAGCAGUCCCUCACUUGGAACGCCUUCCUUCAGCUUCUCAUCACAGCUCCAUUAUGGUCACUCUCGAGGAUCGAGACCUCUGGAACAAGUUUCACCAAGUGGGAACUGAGAUGAUUAUCACAAAAUCUGGACGACGAAUGUUUCCACAGUGCAAGGUUAGAGUCUCUGGCUUGAUCCCUUAUGCCAAAUAUCUGAUGCUUGUAGAUUUUGUGCCAGUAGACAACUUCAGGUACAAGUGGAACAAGGACCAGUGGGAAGUGGCUGGCAAAGCAGAACCUCAGCUCCCUCGUCGGACGUACGUGCACCCCGACUCUCCUGCCCUGGGCAGUCACUGGAUGAAGGAACCCGUCUCCUUUCAGAAGCUCAAACUGACCAACAACACCUUGGACCAGCAAGGCCACACUGUCCUUCACUCAAUGCACCGCUACAAGCCUCGCUUCCAUGUCAUCCAGGCAGAUGACCCCUUCAGCGCCCACUGGAGCCCCUUCCAGACAUUCAGCUUCCCAGAGACAAUUUUCACCUCUGUCACUGCGUACCAAAAUGAGAAGAUUACAAAACUUAAGAUCUACAACAAUCCAUUUGCAAAAGGCUUCCGAGAACAUGGGAGGAACACACGCAGGGAGGGGCGAGGCCAGAAGAAUAGUCCAGCGAAAGGUCAGAAGAGAACACUUGUGGAAGAACCCAAACCUGAUGUAGACAAACUGGACUUGGAAAGGAGUGAAAACAUGGUGGUGAAGGAAGAGAGCCACAUCAUGCCAGUCAGUAGCAGCUGCCCCUUCUGGGUCUCAGAGCAAAACAGCAGCCACACCAUCUCUACGCAAUCUCCAGCUCCAGGGGAGCACACAGAACCGCCUGCACAAAAACAGCAUAUGCCAACACCACCAUCUUCCUCCCAGGGAUACAGGUCCCAUGAGAUGGGGAGUAGUCCACCUCCAGCCCCUCUCCAGGACAUCCCAGCACUCAAUGAGUUUCGGGCCAGACCUCACACGUUGGAUAUGGCCAUGAUUCCUGAUCAGGAUGCCAAACAGGUUUCAGAAGGUUUGGCCAAUCUGCCACCGCUUUCCAUCCCUUUUCCACCUCCGCAAGAUUAUUCUGGUAUGGUUGGUACAGCAGUAGAUCCUGCUGGAAAACCUGGACUCCGAAGGCCUGUGUACAGCCCCUACGCCCCUGAUCAAAACCUCAACCAAUGGAUGGUUCCUCCACCUGCCCAAUACAGGGCUGUAACCUAUUCUGCAUUUUCCACAGACUACAGUACACAGGUGGCCUCAGGACCCACCCAUGGCAAUAUGGCCGACUGGGGCCAAUACUCUUUGUUUCCCUAUGCCUGCUGGUGAAGAGCAAGGAGGCAAGUCCAUAGUGGAAGAAAUGCCAAGGACCCCAAAAUGGGAGCCACCUGAAACCUGCUGUAGACCAGCUGUAAAAGUGUUGCAGUUCAUACAGUCUGAACGGGCUCCAUCCCACAUACUGCAGGGGUUAGUUUGGAACUUAUGCUAGCCUUUACAAGCUGUACUGGGAGACCCAAAAUGUCACUUUUACCAACUCUCAAUAAAAUGACAGAACAUU